Ascochyta rabiei is the source of this 714-nucleotide messenger RNA. RefSeq names its product Vacuolar protein-sorting-associated protein 28. Bases 1 to 714 code for a protein of 237 amino acids. Gene Ontology annotation, molecular function: protein-containing complex binding. Lineage: Eukaryota; Fungi; Ascomycota; Dothideomycetes; Pleosporales; Didymellaceae. The record is from RefSeq and is a predicted model, not a curated record. Gene Ontology annotation, cellular component: ESCRT I complex. The transcript is spliced from 2 exons. Gene Ontology annotation, biological process: protein transport to vacuole involved in ubiquitin-dependent protein catabolic process via the multivesicular body sorting pathway.
AUGUACAGCAGCACUCGGCAGCUGGCCUACGCGCCUACGCCCUACAUCCCGCGCUCUGCCCUCAAUGCAACCAUCAAUCUCGAUGAGGAAGCCAAACUGGCCACGACCAAUGCCGAGCGCGAUCUCAACGACUCGCUGGCGGAGAUCUACAGCAUCAUCAUCACGCUUGAUGGCCUCGAGAAGGCCUUUCUCAAAGAUUCGAUCAACGAGGCCGACUACACCGAGACGUGCAGCAGGCUCCUGAAGCAGUACAAAUCCAAUCUUGCCGACGAGACCAUUGCAAAGGCCUUUGGCGACUUGGACCAGUUCAGAAGAGAAUGGGAUCUCGACUGUCCACGAGCGACUGAACGACUGCGCGUAGGCGUUCCCAUUACUGUCGAACAGGGCCCGUCGCGCACGACAGCCCAACAAGGCGAUUUCGCCGAUGCGACACUCGUUGUCAACGCAACCGAGACGUUCAUCACCCUGCUUGACGCCAUCAAGAUUGGUUUGGUGGAGAAGGACACACUGCAUCCGCUGCUGGUGGAGAUUAUCCAGUCCGUCAACCAGGUUACAGACAAGGAGUUCGAGAACAAAGGCAAAAUCGUCCAGUGGCUUAUCACGCUGAACCAAAUGCGAGCCUCCGAGAAGCUGGACGACGAGCAGGCGCGGCAGUUUCAGUUCGAUAUGGACCAAGCAUACUACGGCUUCAAAGCGACACUGAAGAAAGACUAA